GCCAAGGUAUAAGUACCGAGGAAUUUCCCUCGUAGCAUAUAGCCUCUCUCAUUAAGAAGAUACAGACAUCGAAUUGCCUAAUAAAAGUAUCUAGGAGUCCCUGAAGUUAAGGUCUCAAGGACGACAGAACUUGUAAUUCAACUCGGUCUAAUCUUUCAAUUUGUCCACAUUGAACAUUUUUUAAUUCCCAGUGAACCAACUGGUUUCUCCUUUACUGGUUUCCUCUCCUUUUGAGAGUCUGUCCACACUUCUGUGCAUUUAAUAAUUGCUCUAUCAAACACGAAAUUGUCGUUGACAUUCGUGUAAUUUGUGUGUGAUUUUAUUUCAGAAAGACCGAUUUUUCGUCUCUCUGACAGUCAUUUUAUCUAUCGAAUUUCCCUAAUAGACGCGUCUUGAACCUUCUAGGAUUCAGCUCGUGUUCGCACCAUUUAAUACUUGUUCUCAUUUUUAUUGACAACAAGGUUUCCCCUUAAAGAAUUUCUUGUGUUCUAUUUUUGAAACACCAUUCCCAAAGCAUAAUUUGUCAGCAUAAUGUCUUCUGCUGCCUACGAAAAGGGUCCCGAGGAAGGUGAGGAGUACGUCCAAGCUCCCACUGCUCCUGCUUCCCAACCUGCACCUCCCGCCGCUCAUGGUGACGAUGAACCCGAUGAGGACAUCGACGCUUUGAUUGAGGACUUGUUCUCUGAGGACGUCCAAGAGGAAGCUGAAGAUGAUGAUAAGGCCCCUGCCGCUGGUGAGGCCAAGCCAGUUCCCGAAGAACUUCUUCAAACCGACAUCAACCAAGGUUUGGAUGCCGGUGAGGUUGAGGCUCGUCGUAAGAAGUAUGGUCUUAACCAAAUGAACGAAGAGGUCGAGAACCCCUUCAUCAAGUUCAUGAUGUUCUUCGUCGGUCCCAUUCAAUUCGUUAUGGAAGCCGCUGCUUGUUUGGCCGCUGGUCUUCAAGAUUGGGUCGAUUUCGGUGUUAUUUGCGCUCUUCUGUUGCUUAACGCAGUUGUCGGUUUCGUCCAAGAGUUCCAAGCUGGUUCUAUUGUCGACGAGCUGAAGAAGACUCUUGCUCUUAAGGCUACUCUUGUUCGUAGCGGUCAACUCGUUGACGUUGAGGCCAACGAGGUCGUUCCUGGUGAUAUUCUUCGUCUUGAAGAAGGUGUUAUUAUUCCCGCUGAUGGUCGUAUCGUUUCUCCUGAUGCUCUUAUCCAAAUUGACCAAUCCGCCAUUACUGGUGAGUCUUUGGCUGUCGAAAAGCAUUACGGUGACCCGACUUUUGCUUCUUCUGGUGUCAAGCGUGGUGAGGGUUUCAUGGUUGUUACUGCUACUGGUGACUCUACUUUCGUUGGUCGUGCUGCUUCCUUGGUCAAUGCUGCUGCCGGUGGCACUGGUCAUUUCACAGAGGUUUUGAACGGUAUCGGUACUGUUCUUUUGGUUCUUGUGCUGUUCACCCUUUUCUGUAUCUACACUGCUGCUUUCUACCGUUCCGUUGGUAUUGUCAAGAUUUUGGAAUACACUUUGGCUAUUACUAUUAUUGGUGUCCCCGUCGGUCUUCCCGCCGUCGUUACCACUACUAUGGCUGUCGGUGCUGCUUACUUGGCUGAGAAGAAGGCCAUUGUCCAAAAGCUUUCCGCUAUUGAGUCUCUUGCUGGUGUCGAGGUUCUUUGCUCUGACAAGACUGGUACUUUGACCAAGAACAAGCUUUCUUUGGGUGAGCCCUUCACUGUUUCUGGUGUUUCUGGUGAUGAAUUGGUUUUGACUGCCUGUUUGGCCGCUUCUCGUAAGCGCAAGGGUUUGGAUGCCAUUGACAAGGCUUUCCUUAAGGCUUUGAAGAACUACCCCGGUCCCAAGAGUAUGCUUUCCAAGUACAAGAUUAUCCAAUUCCAACCUUUCGACCCCGUCUCUAAGAAGGUUACUGCUUACGUUGAAGGUCCCGAUGGUCGUCGCUGCAUUUGUGUCAAGGGUGCUCCUCUCUGGGUUUUGAAGACUGUUGAGGAGGACCAUCCUAUUCCCGAAGAGGUUCUUACUGCUUACAAGGACAAGGUCGGUGAUCUUGCUUCCCGUGGUUACCGUUCCCUUGGUGUCGCUCGCAAGUUUGAUGGUCAACACUGGGAGAUUCUCGGUAUUAUGCCCUGUUCUGAUCCUCCUCGUCACGAUACUGCUAAGACUAUCAACGAAGCUAUGCACUUGGGUCUCCGUGUUAAGAUGCUUACUGGUGAUGCUGUCGAUAUUGCUAAGGAAACUGCUCGUCAAUUGGGAAUGGGUUCUAACAUUUACAACGCUGAACGUCUUGGUCUUACUGGUGGCGGUGACAUGCCUGGUUCUGAAGUUUACGAUUUCGUUGAGGCUGCUGAUGGUUUCGGUGAGGUGUUCCCUCAACAUAAGUAUGCUGUCGUCGAUAUUCUUCAACAACGUGGUUACUUGGUUGCUAUGACUGGUGAUGGUGUUAACGAUGCUCCUUCCUUGAAGAAGGCCGAUACUGGUAUUGCUGUCGAAGGUGCCACUGAUGCUGCUCGUUCUGCUGCCGAUAUUGUCUUCCUUGCUCCUGGUCUUUCUGCCAUUAUUGAUGCUUUGAAGACUUCUCGUCAAAUUUUCCAUCGUAUGUACUCCUACGUUGUUUACCGUAUUGCUCUUUCUCUUCACUUGGAAAUCUUCUUGGGUCUCUGGAUUAUCAUUCAAAACCGUCUUCUUAACUUGGAACUUAUUGUCUUCAUUGCCAUUUUCGCUGAUGUUGCUACCUUGGCUAUUGCUUACGAUAAUGCCCCUUACUCUAUGAAGCCCGUAAAGUGGAACCUUCCUCGUCUGUGGGGUCUUUCUACUGUCGUCGGUAUUGUUUUGGCUAUCGGUACCUGGAUUACCAACACCACUAUGAUUGCUCAAGGUCAAAACCGUGGUAUCGUUCAACACUUCGGUGUUCAAGACGAGGUCUUGUUCUUGGAAAUCUCCCUUACUGAGAACUGGUUGAUUUUCAUUACCCGUUGCAACGGUCCUUUCUGGUCUUCUCUUCCCUCUUGGCAAUUGUCUGGUGCUGUCUUGAUCGUCGAUAUUCUUUCUACUAUCUUCUGUAUCUUCGGUUGGUUCAAGGGUGGUCACCAAACUUCUAUUGUUGCCGUUAUCCGUAUCUGGAUGUACUCUUUCGGUAUCUUCUGUAUUAUGGCCGGUAUUUACUACAUCCUUUCCGAGUCCGCUUCCUUUGAUCGUAUGAUGAACGGAGAGCCUCGUCAUCCUCCUAAGGAUCCCCGUAGCAUUGAGGAUCUUGUUGUUGCUCUUCAACGUACUUCGACUCGUCACGAGAAGGAAGUGUAAUUUAAUCUGCACGGAUAUAUAAUAGCUUCUUGUUAAACGUUUAUUUUAUUCACAUGUUAUAGACCUUGUCACUAAUAUCAAUCAAUGGAUUUUUGCCUACA
Molecule: messenger RNA, 3392 nt
Organism: Schizosaccharomyces japonicus yFS275
Lineage: Eukaryota; Fungi; Ascomycota; Schizosaccharomycetes; Schizosaccharomycetales; Schizosaccharomycetaceae
Product: P-type proton ATPase Pma1
Exons: 1
Coding region: 532-3291 (919 amino acids)
Biological process (GO): proton export across plasma membrane
Cellular component (GO): membrane; plasma membrane
Molecular function (GO): ATP binding; nucleotide binding; ATP hydrolysis activity
Source: RefSeq, a predicted model, not a curated record